Molecule: messenger RNA, 6248 nt
Organism: Motacilla alba alba
Lineage: Eukaryota; Metazoa; Chordata; Aves; Passeriformes; Motacillidae
Product: androgen receptor-like
Exons: 6
Biological process (GO): male gonad development; regulation of DNA-templated transcription
Molecular function (GO): DNA-binding transcription factor activity; zinc ion binding; sequence-specific DNA binding
Source: RefSeq, a predicted model, not a curated record
CAAAAGAGCCCGGCCCGUGUCUCUGCUGGCACCCAGCACCCAUGCUCUCUCUCUGGUGUUUUAGGUAAACAGAAGUACCUCUGUGCCAGCCGCAAUGACUGCACCAUCGACAAGUUCCGACGGAAAAACUGCCCCUCCUGCCGCCUGCGGAAGUGCUACGAGGCCGGGAUGACUCUCGGAGCCCGCAAGCUGAAGAAACUGGGUAACCUGAAGGCACAGGAUGACAUGGAGGGAGCCAGCUCGUCCAGCCCAACGGAGGAGCAAGCUCCCAAGCUGGUGAUGACACGCAUUGACGGCUAUGAGUGCCAGCCCAUCUUCCUCAACGUCCUGGAGGCCAUUGAGCCUGGGGUGGUGUGUGCUGGCCACGACAACAGCCAGCCUGACUCCUUCUCCAACCUGCUGACCAGCCUGAAUGAGCUUGGGGAGAGGCAGCUGGUCUACGUGGUCAAAUGGGCAAAGGCCCUGCCAGGAUUUCGCAACCUGCAUGUGGAUGACCAGAUGUCAAUAAUCCAGUACUCUUGGAUGGGCCUGAUGGUGUUUGCUAUGGGGUGGAGAUCUUUCACCAACGUCAAUUCCAGGAUGCUUUACUUCGCUCCAGACCUGGUCUUCAAUGAGUACCGCAUGCACAAAUCCAGGAUGUACAGCCAGUGCAUCAGGAUGCGGCACCUCUCCCAGGAAUUUGGGUGGCUUCAGAUCACACCCCAGGAGUUCCUCUGUAUGAAGGCUCUUCUCUUCUUCAGUAUUAUUCCAGUGGAUGGCCUGAAGAACCAGAAACUCUUUGAUGAGCUCCGCAUGAAUUACAUCAAGGAACUUGACCGUAUCAUUGCCUGCAAGAGGAAGAACCCCACCUCCUGCUCCCGGAGGUUUUACCAGCUCACCAAGGUCCUGGACUCUGUGCAUCCGAUUGCCAAGGACCUGCAUCAGUUUACAUUUGAUCUCCUAAUCAAGGCACACAUGGUGAGCGUGGACUACCCAGAAAUGAUGGCCGAGAUCAUCUCUGUGCAGGUUCCCAAGAUCCUGUCUGGAAAAGUCAAGCCUAUCUACUUCCAUGCACAGUGAUCUUUCAGAGGGACCCCUGUGCUGCCACCCCCAUUCCAGCCAUCUCCUGCCUGUUACUUCUGCACUACUGUCCUGCAGUGCCUUGGGGAAUCCCUCUGUGGCGGCGGCCAAGGGGACAGGCAGUGACAGACCUGCUGGGAUUCCUGAGAUUACUAUUUUCCUGAGGUACCUCUGAACUGAACCCCUGGCACUGACCUCUGCCUGGCUCCAGCUGCUCAUGGUGAUGGACAGAGACUGGUGGGGGCAGUGGCACCAUGUCUGAGUGUUCUCCCCUGUUUGUCACUGUGACUCCAGCAGCCCAGGGCCACGGGACAGCAGAAGAAGUGCCAGUGGUUGGUGGGUUUGGGGUGAUUUUUAUAAAAAGAAUACAACACAAAGCAGGUUGCAGCUCCGCGUUUGGGUGUGGGUUAUGUUGCCUGCCUCCUUCUGGAUGUUUUGUUUGCAUUAUGGUGCUGGGAAGCAGAUAAGUUCAAACAUUGCAGAAGAGAAGCAGAGCAGAGCUGGGGGACAAGGUGAAUUGUGGCUGAGGAGUUCACGGGCCCUGCAGCCACUGUGGGAUCUGCUGUGGUCAGCUCUGCCCUGGGACCGGCCUGCACUGCCGAGACAUGAGCGAUGGAGCAGCCAGGCUGCAGCGGAAGGCCUGCCGAGGAAGAUCACCUUGGAAAUCCCCCAGUGAUGCCUGGCUCCUGGUUUCCACCUGGGAUGUUUUUCCUAUGGCCUGUCCAGCUGGUCCCCACAGACCCCCGGGUGCUCAGCAGUCACAUUCCUGUCCUUGCCAGCUGCUGCUUCCUGACAAAGCUGAACCCACCUCUGAAAGUGCCUGAUGCCCUCGGACCUCACACCUGCCUGGCUCCCCUGGGCACCUGCAGCCUCUGCCCCCACAUCUGCUCUGCUCCUGUCAUGGCUCUGCAGGCCUGGGAUUCCAGCUAUGCUCUUUGCCUUCAUUUGUCCCAACUAUUUUUUUCCAGUGCCAGCAGAUGAGUGUUCUGGAGCCAAGACCAAGGCCAGGGUCUACGGGACCUGUGGGACCAUGGGACUCCUGUCUGAAUCCUGUCCACGGAGAGGUGGCUGUGGGAACUGGCUGCUGUCACCACGGCGCUUUGGGGAACUGCAAGGGAAGCACCAAGAGACCCCCUGCUCUUGGAAGCAGCACACACAGCUGCUGCUGAUGGCAGUGGCUGAUUGAGCCCAGGAGGACUCCAUUGUGCGCUCACUGUCCCAUGUACAUGGUUCUGUAUGCACCACACCACCCACACCCCAUCCCACGUGCACUGCCACACACACCCAGCCUGUCCCCAGCACACACACAGCAGCCAAGCCUGUGUGCUCUGUGGUGUUUUAGUUCCCCUCUUCCUGCAGAUCCUGAGUACAUCAAAACCACCUGCCCAGACCCAGACAGGCUGUCAGUGACUGCACACGCACAGGCUGGUGCCAGGGUCACAUGUGCCAUCAUGGGCUGUGAUGUGGCCUGGCAUUACCAACCCAGACAUCUACGAGGGAUUCUUGUGCCAGCACAGACAAACAGCAAACUCUGCACCCUCCCAGGGCAGUGAGCACACUCAGAGCCCUGUGCCCACCCUGUGCCCAGCUCAGCUCUCCAGGAAAGGCCAUAAUGGUGCAGCUGCUCCUUUACACACUUGGAGUAAAACAAACAAUUUCCCUGAUGCUUUCAAACCUUUUGAUGGGAUUUUCAUUAUAAGAAGGAGUGGGGGAAAAGCCCCAAUGGAAGGGGAGGAUCUUUCUUUGCAAAGGAUUUCCUUCCUCUGCUAGAUAGGGCUCCGAUCCUGCUCCUCCUCCUGAAAUCCUCUCAUGUAGGCAGCCACAGAAUCCAUGAGUGAACUUUUUGGCAGGCAGCCGGCAGGUUGCUGCUCUCAGAGGCUCCCCCAUGCCAGGGGGCUGCUGGCAUUUUUAGCACUGGUGUGAGCUGCAGAUAUUUGCAAAUGAACCAGUAAAAAAUUCCAGCUGGUGCAUUCCUGUCUUCUGGAAGUUUCCCUGGCUCUUCACAGCAGAGCUCAGUGAGCAGAUGGGUGGUGAUUCUCAGUCCCUGUGAUCAGUUCAGGAUGGCUCCAAGCAGUUGGAACAGCAGUUUGGGAGAGCUUCGUGCUUCACACAGGCUCGUGUCAGUGAAGGUUUGGCUGGUUAAUGAGUGUGGCAGUGUCCUGCUGGGUGUUCAUCUGCUGGGAGACUGGAAAGACGCCAAACCUAACAGGGAUUUGCCCACCCUGCUUUGCUGGUAGGAGCACCAUGUGAAUGAGAAGUGGGGGAGCACGGGAAGGAUUCUGCCCAUGUAUCACCUGCCCCGUGUGUGUCACCCGGUGUGAAGCUGCUCUGGACAGCGAGUGCUGAGCAAGGCAGGAGCUCAUGGGGGGCACCCCCAGGCCAGGACAGAGGGGCAGUCAGGGGCAUUGAGGGGCAUGUUCUCUGUCUCUUCACUGUCACAGUAAACUUCUGCAACUUGUUAAUUAAAAAGUUGGGUUUCUACAAUAUAAUUACCAGGAAAUGUGGGAGCCAGGACUCGCAGCACCUGUGUGUGUGUAUUUGCUGGGGGAAUUAAUGCUGUUUCCAUGUGGAUUUUCAUGAGCUGCUGCAGGAACUGGGGAAGAAGAGGCUUUAAGAAAUACCAAAGUCCAACUCCUGCCAUUUAUCUUUAUGCUUUUUUCUUUUCUUCUGCAUUUUCGUGUCUACUUUUUCUUUAAUAAAGCAAGGAGAAUUUCACUGUGUUCACAGUCCCAAAGAAGCUGUCCCUGAGACUCUCCUCGGGCUGGCUGAGCCCUGGAGUUGGGUGUCACAGCUGAGAUCAACCCUCUCCAUGUUCCCCUGUGGAUUCCCUGACUCUGCUCUGGCUCAUCUCAGAGGUGUGGGGUGUUCUGAGCUGGCUCAGUCUGGGUCAUGGCUCAGCCUAUCAGCUCCUGCCCAAGGCAGCAGAUGGAGGACAAGGGAUACAGACGUUGGCAUCUCCCUGGGAGAAGUGUUUGUGCAUGGAUGGGCACCAUUCCAUAACAGAAGGUGUGGGAUAAAGGAUGCUGCCUUUAGUGAGGGCAAGAAGGACACUUCAGCCCUGUGUCAUGCCAGAAGCAGUGAGAGAUCAAAUGGUGUGAUGGCAUGCAGUAUUCCCAGGGCAGGUAUCACCAACCUGUGCCCACCUGAGCCUGACACGCUCCUGCCAGCACCCCCUGCCUCAGCAGGAGCAAGAGCCAGGACAGCAGCUCUCUGCUGGGAGAGGCUGUGGUUGCAUCUGGAGAACUGUCAGCAUCCACAUGCCACUGCCAUAAUGUCCAAGAGGCCCUUUGUGCUUGGCUCAGGGAACCGGGUGCUCGGUGAGGGAGGUGAAGCUGGGUACUUUCCUGCAGUGCCACUCUUUGCUCUGGGCCGUGGGGUUGUCCCUGUGCUCUGUAGGGAAUGCUGAGGGGUACCCGAGGUGUCACCUGCCUCCCAGCCAGCCCGAGAGCUGCUGCCCUCAGUCACUCCCACCACUGGCCAGCCCUGCAGUCCCUGUGAUCUCCCUCCCCUUGUUGAGCUCUUGCCCUGGACAUUUCAAUAACAUAAUGUAUGCUAAAAUUAUCUAUCUCUGUAUAAAAUAAAGGCAUGGCCCAUUUUCUAUUGCUAAAGAUAUCUAUUUAGUGACGUGCUCUAAGAGUCCUCUCUGGUUGCACACUGAGGUACUGGAUGCUCUGCAGGAGAUGAGUCAGAACGUGCCAAUUUAAUGGAGACUUUUAAUUAUUUUUCUGGCUGGGUGCUGUUCAGUUUGCAAAGGUUCCCCCUUUUGUGGCAUGCACAGAGCACACGCUAGCAUAGGCUGGGGUCGGUAUCACCUUCUCCAGCCUUCCUGUGUCUUCUGGAGGUUAGACAGGGACAGCGUUUGCAUUUGAGGAACAACAGAGUGUCCCUUGUGUUCUUCCCUCUUUGACUCGCACAAAGUGCCCUCACACAUUUGGGCGGAAUGCUGGGGUUACAGAAAGUGUCUGUGUUCCACCUGUGUGCAGGCCCAGGGCUGGCUGUGGGCACUGGGGGUGGCUCUGGGCAGGCAGGGUGGGUCAGAGCCUCCCCUGCCCAGCAGCUCCUGCUCCCUGCCCUCCUUCCCUUCAGCAGCAGAGGGAUGCUGUGCUUGUGACUCACAGAGUAAAUCUCUGCGCCCACAUCAACCCUUAGCAAGUGGAUAAAAGCUGCUCUCUGUGCCGGAUAUUUGGUGUUCUGUGGCAAUUUUAUGCUGUUUCUCUUUGUUAACAUGUCUCUGUAAUAAUAAGAGUUCUCUAUUUGAUAUAUUUUACUUUCUUUGUAAUAAGCCAAAAAGCUCAUUGCUGGUGCCUUUUUGCCUGGGGGGGGGCUCCCAGCCCACAGCUGUGUUCCUGGGAGUAACAAAGGCCAGUCUGCAAUUGCUCCUUCCACCAGAGCUGAGGGAAAGACAGAAGCCAAUGCCACAGCAUUGCCAGAAGAAAAAGAGCCAGCAGCCUUGGAAUGGCAGAGGGACUAUGGGGUAUGAUGCUGGUUCUUUCCUGGGACCUGACUCUAAGGUGAGGGCUGAGCAUGAUACUGGGAAUGCCUUGGCCCCAUUCUGGUGGGACUGUGACCCUGGAGAUGAGAAACCACGUGAUGUAGGUGCAGCACACACAGCCUGGUCUGACCCACUUUGGAAUCGCAGUGCUUUGCCCAAAUUAUAGCAUGACCUGAAGGUAAAUUAUCCCAGAGAAGGAAUAAUAUGGAUUGCUGACACAGCUGGUUUUUCUGGGGUUGUUUUGUGGUAGUGUUUGGGUUUUUUUGUUUGUUUGCUUGUUUGGUGUUGGGGGUUUUUUGUUUGUUUUUGUUUGGGUUUUUUUUUAAUUGGAACUGAAUGCAUUGGAUAAGGAAGAGAGAGCCCAGAGUGUUUUGGUACCAUGAGGGCUGGACUGUGGUGACAGAUGCUGCUGGGGCCAAUGGGGUGCAGUGCAGGAUGCCCUGGGGACAACUGCAACUCACACGUCCCCAUGUGGGACUGAAGGACAUUUAUUUGUGUAACCAAAGAGAGGGGCCUGCCUGGCACCCAGGUAAAGAAACCGAUGACACCGUGCUGGGGGUAAAUGAGAAUUCUCCUUUCUCUUUCAGCCAUGCCACAGGCUGGCCCCUCACGCUUGGUGUUCAGUUCUUUUUGUAACCUGAAAAUCUGCUGUUGUUCUGAGUCUAAUAAAUGCAGAAUCUGGUUUGCUGGAGCUCUA